UUAUGUGUAAAAAAUACAAAUUUCCUUCAAGAUAGAAAGUGUUCUCAAAAUGUUGGCUGAAAUUGCACUCAAUACGUUGGAAGAACCACAAGCUCAGCAGCUUGCAGAAAACGUGGACCAGAGCUUGACUGACAAAAUUAAACUUAUUUUUCGAAAUAUCACAGUGGAACCAAUACUAGCAUGCUAUAUAAUGCCUAGUGUACUGUCUAGUUUGGCUACGCAAAAUCUUAACUUGGAGAAAGCAUGCCGUGUUAAUAUGGAUUACGGUGACACGGUAUGUGAUGCACUGACACGUCGUGAGACUGCUAAUUACACUCUUGAGGAAGAAACGGUUCAACAAAUGGUAGCACAUAUGGCAGCUUGGAAGACAGUUAUACAAUCGUUAUUUCCUUGCUUACUUAUCUUAUUCUGGGGUUCAUGGAGCGAUCGUCACCAUCGACGCAAGCCUUGCAUACUUAUACCGAUUGUAGGUGAAUUCAUUGGUAUAGUAGGUCUGAUGUUUUGUGUGUACUUUGAGCGCACACCCAUGGAAGUAGUGGCCAUGACGGAAGCUAUAGCUCCAUCACUUAGUGGUGGUUGGUUUACAAUGCUGAUGGGUGUUUUUAGUUAUAUAGCUGACAUUACCACUGAAGAGGAGCGCACAUUGAGGGUGGGAAUUUUAAAUGUUUGCUUCUCGAUGGGAGUACCUAUCGGUAUGGCUUUUAGUGGUGUUCUAUUGACAAAAAUCGGUUUUUAUGGAAUUUUCUCAAUAUCAGCAACCAUGUACGUGAUUUCAUUCAUUUAUGGUUUUUUCUAUUUGACGGAACCAAGAUUGAACAAAAAUUUAGAUCAAUGUGAGCACAAAAGUAUUUUGUGUGAUUUUUUCAACAAGAAGCAUAUUGUACAGACAUUCAAAGUGGCUUUUCAGAAAGGUGAAAAUUAUCGUCGAAAACGUGUCAUUCUUAUAAUGAUCGUCGUUAUGAUUGUUAUUGGGCCUUUGCACGGUGAGUUGACUGUGACGUAUCUAUUCUCGAGGUUUCGUUUUAAUUGGAAUGAGGUGGAUUUUAGCAUAUAUUCCACUGUUGCUAUGGUAUUAGGCUUAGCGGGUGUAGUCUUUUGUGUGGGCGUACUUUCGCAUAAAUUUAACAUCGAUGAUGCUUUGAUCGGAGUGCUCUCUUGUCUAUCGAAAAUUUUCGGUGGUUUUGUGUACGCCUUCGCAACACAGCCUUGGCACAUGUACAUGGGAGGCUUUGUUGAAAUGUUCAAUGGCACUUCCUUUAUAGCCAUGCGUUCCAUUGCUACAAAAUUAGUCAACAAAGAUGAGCUGGGUAAAGUGAACUCUCUUUUUGGUGUGGCAGAAGCAUUGAUGCCAAUGGUUUUUGGUCCGAUGUAUACUACACUCUAUGCAGCAACGAUUACAAUUUUACCUGGAGCUUUUUAUUUACUUGGUAGCGGCCUGACAGUAUUUGCUGUAUUGAUAUUUUUUUGGAUGUACUAUUUCCAAUGUCAAUUGAAUUUAUUAAAAGAAAAUUCUACAGAAGGUGCUACUCGGGAAAGUGAAAAUGUUAACACCCGUAGCGAUAUGAACACCAUUGAAGUUUAUGUUAUAAAUAAUGAGGAAAAUGACAGAAUACAUUCUGUUGAUACUAAUGCUAAUCACGAGAAUUCUGAAAACACCGUUAAAACCAUAUAUAAGCAAGAACAACAGCUUAAAGGUACGGAUAAUGUAGCUUUUGUCUCAGAUACUGGAGAGCAUUACUUCUAGUUUUAGCCACUAAAAUACUUAUUAUUUUUUUUAUAUAAAUAUUUUUUACUUAUUAUGCUAAUGAAUAAUUGUU
Molecule: messenger RNA, 1817 nt
Organism: Teleopsis dalmanni
Lineage: Eukaryota; Metazoa; Arthropoda; Insecta; Diptera; Diopsidae
Product: tetracycline resistance protein, class C-like
Exons: 7
Coding region: 50-1744 (564 amino acids)
Biological process (GO): transmembrane transport
Cellular component (GO): membrane
Molecular function (GO): transmembrane transporter activity
Source: RefSeq, a predicted model, not a curated record